AUGAAAAAUAGCCUUUGCGAUCAACUAAGUUUUUUGCUUGUGGGCCAUGAAUUUUCAUCGAUUCACUCACGUCUCACUCUCGCAAGACCACUACACACGUGCUGGGCCAAGAAGAUGCUCAGCUCGGAAGGCGAGCUGCACUCACUGGUAGAAGUCACUGUGUUUUUGUUUUUGGUUGGUCAACCCGCAAAUCGCCUACGCUUCAGGCACUGACUUUUUCGUUUGUGGUACGUGCCAUGGUAGAAAACCCUUUGUAUCGUUUUCUUCUUUUCUGGUCGGAGGUUGUAUUGGCCCUCGUUUCGUUCAGGCAAAUCGUUUCCCUUGUGUAUAUAUUUAUACCCUGUUGUCGAAUGUCUCUCGCUUGCGCUUUUUGCUCGUGGUCUGAACAUGGCGCUUAUGUUUUCCAUGAAUCGCACUAGGUGGUACUUAGUUUUUUCAUACCCGCAUGCUUUCUCCUUGACUGAAUGCAGUCGCAUUAUCUCGUGCUUGGCGUCCCGCGAAAAGCAACACAAGAUGUCA
Molecule: messenger RNA, 519 nt
Organism: Amoebophrya sp. A120
Lineage: Eukaryota; Dinophyceae; Syndiniales; Amoebophryaceae
Source: the annotation of a GenBank genome assembly